This is a messenger RNA of Symbiodinium natans, 1266 nucleotides long. The record is from the annotation of a GenBank genome assembly. NCBI's taxonomy places the organism in Eukaryota, Dinophyceae, Suessiales, Symbiodiniaceae.
AUGGCGAUCCCUUGUGCUUCACGAGCACGGCAUAGAUCUCGGGCCUUGCUGGUUGCAUUGGCGCUAGCAUGCCUUGUCGCGGUACAAUGCGCCUGCGGCGCCAGUGCGUUUGUGGCGCCAUACCACAGCCAAGCGCAAGCGCCAUUGCGCAGCCGUGUGCGCAUGGCCACUGCUACAGGCUUCAAAGAGGAUGAGGACGAAGAUCAGAGCGGCAAGCAGAGCGAUGACUACCCAGAGUUGUCUGCCGAAGCCUUGGGUCGCCAGCCCGGGACGUGUGACCCAUUUGACCCAAAGAGUGCGGAGUACUGUUCACCUACUGAACCGGACUCCUCUCCACUCGUAUCACGGCGUACCCUCAAGCUCGCGGCGCUCUUCGUGCUGUGGUAUGCGCUCAACAUUGGCUACAACAUCGGGAACAAGCUUGUCCUGACCGCACUUCCAACUCCCUGGUCCUCCGCAACUUGGGAGCUCUUCUUUGGGCUCCCCUACGUCGGAUUCCUUUGGCUGACGGGUCUUCGGAAGAGGCCCGUGCUCUCCUGGAGUGGGUUGAAGCUCCUCAUCCCCCCGGCCUUCUUCCUUGCAUGCACGCACGUCUUCGGCGUCAUCUCCUUUGGGGCUGGCGCCAUCUCCUUUACGCACGUGUGCAAGGCCACGGAACCGGUGUGGACCGCGCUGAUAUCAGCGAUCAUCUUUCGUGAAUUCCUGCCAAUGUCCGUCUACUUGAGCCUCAUUCCGAUCAUCUUUGGUGUGUCGUUGGCCUCCGCGCAUGAGCUCUCAUUCACAUGGAUCAGUUUCAUUGCCGCCACUGGCAGUGCUGUGACCUCUGCCAGCAAAGCCAUCCUUGGAAAGAAGGUCCUGGAUGGCAAGUCGUUGGGGAGGAACCUCACGCCCGGCAACAUGUUUGCUGUCCUGACCAUCCUCGGGUGCUUCAUGAUCCUCCCGGCCUCCAUGAUUAUUGAGGGCCCCUCCAAGUUCACGGCAGCCUGGGCUCAUGCGCGCGCAGCGGGCUACACGGCCCAGCACCUCUGGCUGAUGCUCUCCAUCUCUGGCUUCCUCUACUACACCUACAAUGAGGUGGCUUUUCUGGCCUUGAAGGAGGUCGCCCCGGUCACACAUGCUGUGACCAACACGGUGAAGCGCGUCGUCAUCAUCAUCGCCUCAGUCAUUGUGUUCAGAACGCCCAUUACGCCACUCGGAGCCCUCGGUUCCAGCCUGGCCAUCAUCGGGGCCCUCUUGUACUCGCUUGCAAAGAACCAGAAGAAAUGA